AUGGAUCUCCACGAUCCUCAAUACCAGGGCUUCUUCGACGUUCCAGUGGACAAUCUGUACGGUAAGCCUCUUCUGAAGAGGUAUAUCCAGCAGAACAUUCCGAACUACAAAGACGCCGUCGUCAUCUCGCCCGAUGCUGGUGGAGCCAAGCGAGCUACCGCCAUCGCCGACGAGUUGGACAUGGCGUUUGCCCUGAUUCACAAGGAGCGACGCCCGACCAAGUAUAGCGAGCAACGCAACGCCAGCAUGAUGCUGGUUGGUGAUGUCAAGGACAAGGUUUGCAUCCUUGUCGACGAUCUUGUCGACACCGGUAACACCAUUACGAGAGCUGCCAAGUUGCUCAAGAAGAAUGGUGCUACUCACAUCUACGCUCUCUUGACCCACGGCAUUCUCAGCGGUGAUGCAAUUCCCCGCAUCAACGCCUCAGCCAUCGACAAGAUCAUUGUGACCAACACAGUCCCUCAGGGAGAUCACAUGAAGGUUUGCCCCAAGCUUGGCUAUCUGGACGUCUCCCCUGUCUUCGCGGAGGCCAUUCGCCGCGUCCACCACGGAGAAUCGAUCAGCGUCCUAUUCCAACAUAACUAA
Colletotrichum truncatum is the source of this 585-nucleotide messenger RNA. RefSeq names its product ribose-phosphate pyrophosphokinase. Gene Ontology annotation, molecular function: magnesium ion binding; ribose phosphate diphosphokinase activity. Gene Ontology annotation, cellular component: ribose phosphate diphosphokinase complex; cytoplasm. Lineage: Eukaryota; Fungi; Ascomycota; Sordariomycetes; Glomerellales; Glomerellaceae. The record is from RefSeq and is a predicted model, not a curated record. Gene Ontology annotation, biological process: 5-phosphoribose 1-diphosphate biosynthetic process; purine nucleotide biosynthetic process.